Vicia faba (fava bean) is the source of this 3075-nucleotide messenger RNA. The record is from the annotation of a GenBank genome assembly. NCBI's taxonomy places the organism in Eukaryota, Viridiplantae, Streptophyta, Magnoliopsida, Fabales, Fabaceae.
AUGAUACUCUACUACACCCGCGUAUUAAACAAAUUUAAAUCAACACAUGUUCUUUCGAGUUACACUUUUCUCCGUCACUACACAUUUUCCCAUUCUCAACUUCAACCGUUUGAUUCAUACAAAACAUCUUCUUCCUUAACCGAUGCCAAUAACCUUCAUUUACAAAUCUACAAAACCGGUUUCACCAAUGAUGUUUUCACCUGCAACACUCUCAUCAACAUAUACGUUAGAAUUGGAAAUUUGGUUUCCGCACAGAAACUGUUCGAUGAAAUGCCGCAAAAGAAUCUUGUUUCUUGGUCUUGUUUAAUUUCAGGUUACACACAAAACGGGUUGCCUGAUGAAGCAUGUUAUCUAUUCAAAGGGAUCAUUUCUAAUGGUUUGUUACCUAAUCAUUAUGCCAUCGGUAGUGUUCUUCGAGCUUGCCAGCAAUGUGGUCCGACUAGGCUUAAACUUGGGAUGGGAAUUCACGCGUUUAUUUGUAAAUCUCCGCAUGGUUUGGACAUGGUUUUGUCUAAUGUGCUUAUGUCAAUGUAUUCCAGUUGUUCUGAUUAUGUCGGUGAUGCUCGGCGUGUUUUUGAUGAAAUUGAGUUUAGAAGCUCUGUUACGUGGAAUUCUAUAAUUUCGGUUUAUUGUCGAAGGGGGGAUGCUGUUAAUGCUUUUGAGCUAUUUUCCGGAAUGCAGAUGGAAGCUGUUGAGCUUAAUUUAAAGCCUAAUGAAUAUACAUUGUGUAGUUUAGUAACUGCUGCGGGUUCUCUGGUUGACUGUGGACUGGUUUUGCUUGAACAAAUGCUGACUAGAAUUGUGAAAUCCGGAUUUUUACAUGAUUUGUAUGUUGGCAGUGCUUUGGUUAAUGGGUUUGCAAGGUAUGGUUUAAUGGGUUGCGCUAAAAUGAUUUUUGAGCAGAUGUAUGAUCGUAAUGCGGUGACUAUGAAUGGGUUAAUGGUUGGAUUGGCAAAGCAGCACCAGGGUGAAGAAGCGGCAGAAGUAUUUAAGGAAAUGAAGGAUUUAGUGGAAGUAAACUCGGAGUCUUAUGUGGUUCUUUUGAGUGCUUUCACUGAAUUUUCGAAUGUAAAGGAAGGGAAGAGAAAAGGUCAAGAAGUUCACGCAUACCUGAUUCGUGACGGUUUGGUUGAUUCUCGGAUUUUGAUUGGAAAUGCGCUUAUCAAUAUGUAUGCAAAAUGUGAUGCCAUUGAUAAUGCUUGCUCAAUUUUUAAACUCAUGCCUAGUAAAGAUACUGUCUCUUGGAACUCUAUGAUCUCUGGCCUUGACCAUAAUGAGCGAUUUCAGGAUGCAGUUACUUGUUUUCAUACAAUGAGGAGAAAUGGAAUGGUGCCCUCAAAUUUCUCAGUUAUUAGUACUUUGAGUUCGUGUUCAAGCCUGGGUUGUAUAACGUUAGGACGACAGAUACAUGGUGAAGCGAUCAAGUGGGGGCUUGAUUUGGAUGUUUCAGUUUCAAAUGCGCUCUUAACAUUAUAUGCUGAAACUGAUUCUAUCAAUGAAUGUCGGAAAGUUUUCUUUCUAAUGCCAGAAUAUGAUCAAGUUUCUUGGAAUUCUUUUAUUGGUGUGCUAGCAAAUUAUGAGGCAUCAGUUUUACAGGCUGUAAAAUAUUUCUUGGAGAUGAUGCAAGCUGGAUGGAGACUUAAUAGAGUGACGUUUAUAAAUAUCUUAGCGGCAGUUUCUUCUCUUUCAGUUUUAGGAUUAGGCCGUCAAAUCCAUGCUUUAAUCUUAAAAUAUUCUGUUGCAGAUGACAAUGCUAUUGAGAAUGCACUUCUAGCUUUCUAUGGAAAGUGCGAGCAGAUGGAGGACUGUGAGACUGUCUUUUCUAGAAUGUCUGAGCGAAGAGAUGAAGUAAGCUGGAAUUCAAUGAUUUCUGGAUACAUACACAAUGGCAUCCUGCACAAGGCCAUGGAUUUGGUAUGGUUUAUGAUGCAAAGGGGUCAGAAGUUGGAUGGUUUCACAUUUGCCACUGUUCUCAGCGCAUGUGCUUCAGUUGCAACAUUAGAACGUGGUAUGGAAGUUCAUGCAUGUGCUGUAAGAGCUUGUUUAGAAGCUGAUGUUGUUGUUGGAAGUGCACUAGUUGACAUGUAUGCAAAAUGCGGAAAGAUAGACUAUGCUUCAAGAUUCUUUGAGUUGAUGCCUAUAAGGAACAUAUAUUCGUGGAAUUCAAUGAUUUCAGGCUAUGCACGCCAUGGACAUGGACAAAAAGCUCUAAAGCUUUUUACACGAAUGAAACAACAUGACCAAUCACCAGAUCAUGUCACCUUUGUCGGGGUUCUAUCAGCUUGUAGUCAUGUAGGGUUAGUUGAUGAAGGAUUUAAGCAUUUCAAAACAAUGGGUGAAGUGUAUGGAUUGACUCCUCGAAUAGAACACUUUUCUUGCAUGGUUGACCUUCUUGGAAGAGCAGGUGAUGUUAAUAAGAUAGAGGACUUCAUCAAAAAAAUGCCAAUGGAUCCUAAUAUCCUUAUUUGGAGAACAGUUUUAGGAGCAUGCAGCCGAGUUAAUGGCCGUAAUACAGUGUUAGGGAGGAGGGCUGCCAAGAUGCUUAUCGAGUUAGAGCCACAAAAUGCUGCGAAUUAUGUGCUUCUUUCUAACAUGCACGCUGCUGGUGGGAAGUGGGAAGAUGUCGCAGAGGCUAGGUUGGCAAUGAGGAAAGCAGCAGUGAAGAAAGAAGCUGGGUGUAGUUGGGUCAACAUGAAAGAUGGAGUUCAUUUGUUUGUAGCUGGAGAUCAAACACACCCUGAAAAAGAAAAAAUCUAUGAGAAGCUGAAAGAGCUUAUGAACAAAAUGAGGGAUGCUGGAUAUGUGCCUGAAACCAAAUAUGCACUUUAUGAUCUUGAGCUUGAAAACAAAGAAGAACUCCUCAGUUAUCAUAGUGAAAAACUAGCAAUUGCUUUUGUUCUCACUCGCAAAUCGGAAAUGCCAAUUAGGAUAAUGAAGAACCUUAGAGUUUGUGGUGACUGUCACACUGCUUUCAAAUACAUAUCAAAGAUUGUUAAUCGACAGAUAAUAUUACGAGAUUCAAAUCGGUUUCACCAUUUCGAUGGUGGCAUUUGUUCUUGUGGGGAUUACUGGUGA